AAAUGUUACAGUUAAGCAUGUGCGGUAGUGCGAUUAACUUCGCUGUUUCAUGUUGUUUUUAAGAUUGUGGUUUCAUAAAUAGAUCUGUUGGAUUUUGUUAUAAUGUUGGACAAAAGGUUCAAAAGUUUCAGGAAGAAGAAACCCGAAGCCCAAAAGACUAUUAGUUACUUCCAAAUUUUCCGCUAUGCGACGUGGAUCGAACUUCUGGCCACAAUAUUCGGGGUUAUACUGGGCUUCCUGAGCGCUGUAGGGGUAGCCUUCAGUCUGAUGCUCUAUGGAGAGACCAGAAACUCACUGGUCGAUAGGACAUCGUUCCAAGAACGAACGUCAAAUGCUCUGCCACUGAUGGCGUUGAUGGGUGGAGGCAGAGUCUUAACCAACGCCAGCAAUGAAGAGAACAUGCGAGCCCUAAAGGAGGACGCCGUGGCGCUGGCGUCGGGCAUGACCGGCAUGGCCGUGUUGUGUCUGCUGGUUGCUGUGUUGUCCGUCAAGCUGGUCAUUUGGAGCGCUUUGCGGCAGCUCCAGCGAAUACGAAUGUUGUUCUUGAAUGCCGUUCUUCGUCAAGACAUGGCGUGGUACGACACGGACACCUCAUUCAACUUGGCUUCUAGAAUGUCAGAGGACUUCCAGAAGCUCCGCUCGGGCAUGGGCGAGAAGCUGACGGUGAUCUCCAACUACGUGGGCAGCGCCGUCAUCUGCCUGUCGCAGGCGCUGCCGCUGGGCUGGCAGCUGGCGCUGGUGUGCAUGUGCAUGGUGCCUGUGACAUUUGCAUCCAGUAUUUUGCUUAGUCGGUAUCAAACGCUUUCAUCGAUGAAGGAAAUGAACAUGUUCAGUAAAGCUGGCAAGCUGGCGGAAGAGAUCCUCAAGUCCAUUAGGACAGUGAAGGCGUUCGGCGGAGAACAGAAAAGUUUGGAGAGGUACCAAUCACUGCUACUCCCAGCUGCAGCGUGCGGUGAGAAGCGUGGAGUGUACAACGGCAUCGGGACCUCCUUCAACUGGUUCCUGGCUUACUCCGUCAAUUACAUCUGCAUCUUCUACGGCACCGGCCUCGUUCUGAACGACAUGAACAAACCGGCGAGCGAACGGCAGUAUUCUGUUGGGAACCUUUUUGGUAUUCUCUUCAGUGUCUACAUAGGGAUACAGUCUAUCACAUUCUGCGUACCCCACAUGUCAUCAUUCACCGACGCUAAGGCGGCAGCCACCAAUAUCUUCAAACUUAUAGAUCAAAAGCCACAAAUUGACUGUUUAAGCACGGGUGGACUAAAACCAAGAAAUCUCAAGGGGGACAUUUUGCUAGAAAAGGUCAAGUUUAGCUAUCCUUCUCGCCCUAAUGUUAAGAUCCUGAAAGAAUUUUCUUUGCACAUUAAGCCUGGAGAAAACGUGGCUAUUGUUGGAUCAUCUGGAUGUGGAAAGUCAACCAUUCUGCAGCUGAUACAAAGACUGUACGACCCAGAGUCGGGAGAAGUGAAGCUGGAUGGAAGGUGCGUCAAGAAGUUUAAUUUGGGAUGGCUGCGAUCCAGCAUAGGAAUUGUUGGACAAGAGCCCGUUCUGUUUCGCGGGACUAUUCGUGAGAAUAUAAUGAUUGGUGACCCCGACGCGACCCAGGAGCAAGUUGAGGCAGUGGCGAAGAUUGCGUUUGCGCACGGCUUCAUAGUCAACUUGAGUAAUGGCUACGAAACCUUGAUCGGUGAACGCGGAACCAGUCUAUCAGGAGGUCAGAAGCAGCGGAUUGCUAUAGCGAGGGCGUUGCUUCGAGAUCCAGCUAUUCUCCUUCUGGACGAAGCCACAUCUGCCCUGGACCCUCAGUCAGAGAAAAUGGUCCAGGUAGCCUUGGACAAAGCCAGCCAGGGACGCACUACUGUCAGCGUCUCUCACAGAUUAUCUACAAUAGUUAAUGCCGAUCGUAUCGUUUGCAUGGAUCAAGGCACCAUUGUGGAAAUGGGAACACAUGAAGAACUGAUGAACAAACAAGGGAUAUAUUGGAAGUUGGUAACUACCGGUAAGGAAACGAAGGAGCCGGAUAUAAUUGAAAAUGUGAUGGAAGAUAAGAAACCCGCCGAGUUAGCCGCGAGAGAAGAUCGGAAACGACACUCCAGUAGAAAAACCGUGAGAAACAUUUCUAUGCGGAGAGAUUCCUUCGAUUUCGCUCCUGGUCCCCGUUAUUCGAUAUCGUCGUCGAUGGCAGCUGAGGAGGUUGAAGUGGAAGAUGUGGAUGAAUACGAGGAUGAAGAACCAAUACCAGAAGUCAGCAGUUGGGACAUACUAAAGCAGAAUCUUCCCGAAUGGCACUUGAUACUGAUUGGGUGUAUAGCUGCUUUCGUAUUAGGUGCAUGCUUCCCAGUUAUGUCCAUUGUUAUGGGAUACAUUGUUUUGAUCUUCAGUAACCACGACGCCGAAGUCGUUUCCAGAGAAGCUAAUUUCUACGCUGGUCUCCUGCUCCUCAACGCACUGGUCUCAGCCGGGUGCACCUGCCUCCAGAGUGUCAUCUUUACCAAGACGGGCUUGAAGAUGACCACUAGACUACGCGUCGCCUACUUCAAGAGCUUGCUUAAUCAGGAAAUGGGAUACUACGACAGACAGUCCAACACCGUGGGGACACUCUGCAAUCGUCUGAGCAACGAUGUGGCCGAGGUGAAGGGGGCUACUGGACUAAGAAUCGGCCUGAUACUGCAAGGGUUCAGCUCACUGUUCAUCGGGCUAGUUAUCGGGUUUAUCUACAGUUGGAAGAUCAGUCUUGUUGGGUGCGCCAUGUUGCCUAUGUUGGUUGGAAGUGUUUGGCUAGAAGGUGUGAUCUCGAAGAAAUCUGUGCUGAAGGAGAGAGCUAUAAUGGAGACGUUCUCGGGCCUCGCCACUGAAGCAGUGGUCAGCAUCAGGACAGUGCAGAGUUUAGCUGUAGAAAACAUAUUCCUAAAGAAGCUUUCAGCUUCAAUGGAUUUGGCAACGGAGGAACUGGCGGUCCAGAACAGAUGGAGAGGUGUGGUCUACGGGACUAGCAUAUAUGCGCCUUUCCUAUGCUUCAUGUCUACAUCAUGCUAUGGAAUGUUCCUAGUGGCAGACGAAGGAUUGCAGUAUAAUCAUGUUUUAAUAGUUACUGUUUCCAUAAUGUACGGGGCUUACAUACUGGGAGCAUCAUUGAUCCACGCCCCUAACUUCAACUCAGCAAGGGCAUGUGGAGCCAGAAUUAUUGCAACCAUCAACCGGGUUCCAAAAGUCAAGACUGCCGAUGGAUUGAAAGAUAGGAGGGACUGGGUUGCAACCGGAGACUACAGUUUCAACAACGUCGAGAUGAGCUACCCGACCAGACCCCACCUGAAGGUGCUUCAAGGCCUGACUCUUAAAGUGGAGUCGGGGAAGACGGUAGCCCUAGUGGGAGCGUCAGGAUGCGGCAAGUCCACGGUGCUGCAACUGCUGCUGCGGUUCUAUGAUCCAGACUCGGGGACUAUAGAACUGGACAAUCUGGACAUAACCAAGGCCGUCACUCUGCCACGACUGCGUCGCCAGCUCGGGGUGGUGCAACAGGAGCCCACGCUGUUCGACGCGACUCUCGCAGACAACAUCGCAUACGGAGACAACGGAAGGGCAGUGUCGAUGCAAGAGAUCAUUGCCGCAGCGAAAGCUGCUAAUAUUCACAACUUUAUCGCUUCGCUGCCUAAUGGCUACGACACAAACCUAGGCCCCGGUGGCGCCCAACUCUCUGGAGGUCAGAAGCAGCGCGUCUGCAUCGCUCGAGCGCUGAUCCGGUCGCCUCGCCUGCUGCUACUGGACGAGGCCACAUCAGCUCUGGACGCAUCCAGUGAAAAGGCUGUGUCUGAAGCGCUAGAUGCCGCCGCUAAGGGCCGCACGUGCAUUACGAUUGCACAUCGGCUGUCGACGAUCAAGGAUGCGGAUUUGAUUUGUGUUAUUCAUAAAGGUAAAAUAGUUGAACAGGGGACUCAUGCUGAGCUCCUAAGCUUGGGCGGCCAUUACUGGAAGAUGAGUCAAGGACAGCCUGCAAUGUAGCUUUAUAAACCACAGCUACAAACUAUAAUAAUGUGUACACAACUUUUAAUUAAUUCAUAGUGUGAAUGUGAAAAUUGCUCAUUGUAUGUUAUUCAAUUUAAGUUACAAUUAUAAUAAUGUAGAAAGCCAGACUGAGCAAAUAGUUUGUGAUAUUUAACGUGAAUAAUAAAGUAAGGUGAUAUCAUUUAAAUGUUUCUUUAAAUA
This is a messenger RNA of Plutella xylostella (diamondback moth), 4203 nucleotides long. The record is from RefSeq and is a predicted model, not a curated record. NCBI's taxonomy places the organism in Eukaryota, Metazoa, Arthropoda, Insecta, Lepidoptera, Plutellidae.